CUAAGAUCGAGAGAUGGAAAACGUAUUUAGUCGUAUAUGGGGUCCGAACCCACGACUGCAGAUAUAAUUUAGUAACAGAAGAGCAAGGUGGAGGAAACAAGUUGAAAAGCUUUCAGAAUCUUCAAGAGUCCAUAUGUACCCGUCUUAUGUGGAUUCUUCUUUACAGCAAAGUAAUUGUAUCUGGUCCGGUUCUAUGGCCAAUCCUCCGGCAUCUAAUGGUUUCACGCAAUUGAAUUUCUCUACAUUUAAGAUGGAACCGUACACCAAAGACUUAAAUAUUCAGGUCAGGGUCGACUUAACCAGUUGGGAGGAGUUUUUAUAAACGGUCGACCCCUCCCUAGUCACAUCAGAUUGAAAAUUGUGCAAAUGGCAUCUGCAGGUAUACGUCCUUGCGUCAUUAGUCGCCAGUUGAGGGUGUCACACGGGUGCGUUUCCAAAAUUCUCAACAGAUACCAGGAAACAGGUAGCAUCAGACCGGGUAUGAUAGGAGGUAGCAAACCCAAGGUCACCACUCCAGCUAUAGAAAGGACCAUCGGACAGUACAUUCGUGAAAAUCCUAAUCAUUAUACCUGGGAAAUUAGGCAACGUUUGAUAUCUGAUGGAAUCUGCGAUAAAAAUAAUGUUCCGAGUAUCAGUUCCAUAAGUAGAUUAUUAAGAAACAAUAGAAUAAAGGAUAAGAAAGCGGAUCAUAGCAUCCACGGUAUCUUGAAUGACAAAUACAGUGAUUCUGAUUGUGAAUCGGAACCGGGAAUAGAACUGAAAAGGAAACAACGCCGAAGUAGAACAAUUUUUACUUCAGAACAACUUGAAUCACUAGAAUCUGUUUUUUGCAAAAGUCAAUAUCCGGAUAUUUACUUAAGAGAAGAGAUUGCACGUAACACGAAACUAUCGGAAGCCAGAAUACAGGUAUGGUUCAGUAACAGAAGAGCAAGGUGGAGGAAACAAGUUGAAAAGCUUUCAGAAUCUUCAAGAGUCCAUAUGUACCCGUCUUAUGUGGAUUCUUCUUUACAGCAAAGUAAUUGUAUCUGGUCCGGUUCUAUGGCCAAUCCUCCGGCAUCUAAUGGUUUCACGCAAUUGAAUUUCUCUACAUUUCAGAUGGAACCGUACACCAAAGACUUAAACACUCAGAUAAAUGUGGAUGGAACCACUCCGCACACCGGGUGUUUACCACCUACCGAAUAUCCUUACCCUAUACCACCCAUUGUGUCCAACGAAUCCCUGACAUUGCAUGAUGUGUCCAACUGGAAUCACACCCAUUACUCGUCAACUAGAGAAAAUUACAGUUACAUUAUUACUAAUGGCAACGGCACUAUGUCAGAGGUCAAAGGAUCUCAUUCUUGGACAGGACAAACGUUAACAGCCACUCAAAUAGAUAAAAAUUUAGAGAUGUCGUGUAUGGCACUCGACCAUCUUCGUCAGAAAUCCAGGCAACACGUUGCUGCACUUGGCAUUUAUUAACCUGAUGCAAGGUUUUAUUAUUCCCCGUUUUAAUCUACGCAAAUUAUUUGUAUGAGAUUGAAACUUCUAUUUAACAUUAUCUCAGGAUUUAGCCCACCAUUUAAUGCUUUCUCCGCAACUUAAAAGCCCAAAUUAAUAGCUUCUCUUAGGGUUUAUUUAAGGAAACUGAUAUCAAGUAUGUAAAAGUAUAUCUGAUUUGACUUGAAAAAAUAUUAAGGAAUCAUAAAAAAAUCUAAUUUAAUUUAUCAUUUUCCAAUGACAAAAAGACAAAAAUAUACAAAAAAGAUAACAAGUGUCGGGAAUCUUUAUAACGACAAGGCGUUUUGGAAACGUUAAAUCGGAGCAUAAUUGUUCCUCGAUUUAACGUUUCAAGUGACGUUUUUAGGGGUGAAAAUGGAAUCACUGGCUCCAUCUGUUGUUAAUUCUGCAAAAUUCACGAAUGUUUCCAAAGCAGAAAUUUUCUAAUAGAAUCAGAAAUAUGCAAUUUUUA
Messenger RNA from Centruroides sculpturatus (bark scorpion), 1948 nucleotides. RefSeq names its product protein gooseberry-neuro-like. The transcript has 12 exons. Gene Ontology annotation, molecular function: RNA polymerase II cis-regulatory region sequence-specific DNA binding; DNA-binding transcription factor activity, RNA polymerase II-specific. Gene Ontology annotation, biological process: anatomical structure development; regulation of transcription by RNA polymerase II. Lineage: Eukaryota; Metazoa; Arthropoda; Arachnida; Scorpiones; Buthidae. Bases 367 to 1458 code for a protein of 363 amino acids. The record is from RefSeq and is a predicted model, not a curated record.